Molecule: messenger RNA, 219 nt
Organism: Anisakis simplex (herring worm)
Lineage: Eukaryota; Metazoa; Nematoda; Chromadorea; Rhabditida; Anisakidae
Source: the annotation of a GenBank genome assembly
AUGAUGCAACGAAGAUGUUCAUUAAUUGUGAAUAAUUGUAAACGAAUUCGAUCUAAUCUACCGUUAAUAUCGUCGAAUCGAUGUUACGAUCGUGGCAGUGGUGUUCGACGGGCUGAGGAUGUCCAGAAGGAGAUCGUUAAACGGAACGAAGAUAAGAAAGAGGAGAAUCCAUUCGAGUACACUAUUUUUGGUGGGUUCAUUUUAAUCUUACUUCAUUAA